Messenger RNA from Owenia fusiformis, 1025 nucleotides. The record is from the annotation of a GenBank genome assembly. Lineage: Eukaryota; Metazoa; Annelida; Polychaeta; Sabellida; Oweniidae.
GAUAGUUGUCAACGUCCACAAAAGUUUUGUGAAAUGGUGCAUGUGGCAUCUAAUAGCCACCAACUUGUGUGUCUGGCUAUGGUACGAAAUAACAGAGAUUGAAAAUGACAUCAGAGAAGACAAAGAUGAACCUUUACUGAUAACAAUCAUCAGAAACGCCAGUGUUGGGAGUAGUGGAGGGCAGAAUGAUGAACCACUCGAAAAUAAUGAGACUAUGGCAAGUGAGGGGAAUGUUGAACCAAUAGUUUGCUACGACUACGAGAGCAUUGCUGAAAGAAGUUCUGAGUACUUGUUCCCGUGUGUUAUAGAAUAUAGCCUCUUAGGGGCUACCCUUGUUUACAUAGUUCUAUGCUCAAUAGGCACACCACUCGAGCUGCCCUCAUCUAAAAAUGACAAACCGGAACCGGAAGUGAAUCGGGAUUGUCAUAAAGCGAACUCAGGAUUGUUUGGUGGCAUUCUCAUUUUCAUGGUGACAAUCGUAGCCGUGGCAGUGUUUUUCGUACUCGUGGAUAAUCUAACGAUGCCAGUGGAGGCAAUGACAGUAUUUUACAUCACAGAGAUUGUACUUCUAUCCGCAACAUUUGCCGGGUGUCUCAUUAGUAUUCUAAAACUGAAAUAUUUGAGAUUUUCUCCCGGUGAGGGUGGUAUAGAUUCAGUAUUGUUGAUGGUGUCACUUGGAGCUGUCUUCAUGUUCCAUUUAUUCAUGAUAAUCUCAUCAGCCGAACAGACCCAUGUAUUUGGAUUCAUAGGAGUUCUAUCGAUAAUUGUGUCGGUGUUUGCCAUCAUCCAGGCAGCCCUUCAAGUUGUUAUGAUUGUAGAUGGCAUGCUGCGUUCCAGUGUACACGACACACAUCUGCAAAGUAAACCAGGCAGGUCAUUGGUUACUUUCGUCAUCAUUGCAAACCUAGCGCUAUGGGCAAUAAAUACUUUUGAAGCCAAGAAAGCGGGACAUUCAGGGAUACAUGCACAAUAUUACGGAAGGGUUGUUUGGUCAAUUAUUCAGCACGUCUCUAUACCAUUGGUGA